Molecule: messenger RNA, 2130 nt
Organism: Chenopodium quinoa (quinoa)
Lineage: Eukaryota; Viridiplantae; Streptophyta; Magnoliopsida; Caryophyllales; Amaranthaceae
Product: CBL-interacting serine/threonine-protein kinase 25-like
Exons: 1
Coding region: 484-1815 (443 amino acids)
Biological process (GO): signal transduction; protein phosphorylation
Molecular function (GO): ATP binding; protein kinase activity
Source: RefSeq, a predicted model, not a curated record
ACUCGUAGUUUACCAUAUUUCUGUCGGUCAAAAAAAUAAAAAACUAGAUAACACUACUCAAUUUACAGAUUACUUUUAUUCUUACAAGCUAUCAUCUACUUGACAAUUGACAGCACAUAAAAUGUUAAUUAAAUUGUCCAAUGAUAUUCUUUUUUUUUAAAAAAAAAAAAACAGGUAAAAUAAAAAUAAAUGACAACAACAGAGGAAAACAGUGUAAUAUGAUUGAAACCCCUUUACACUAAAUCCAUAAAAUAAUUGCUAAAAGACAGCAAACCGUUGAUUCGUAUUCCAAUUGAAUUCUUCCUAUAAUUAAAUUAAUCUCAAAUAAUAUUUCAUGAAUUUUCAUCAAAUAUUCUCUGAAUUUUCCACAUAGCCCGAAAAAAAACCCAGGGGAAAUCAGGGUGUUCCUGUUUCAUUGGAUACAGGACACACUGCUUUAAUGUCAAAAAAGUGUCACAUAAAUAUACACAAUUUCACUUCAAUAUGGAAGGUAGGGUUCUUUUUGGCAAAUAUCAGUUAUCAAAGCUAUUAGGUGAGGGAAAUUUCGGAAAAGUGUACAAGGCUAAAAACAUUACAACAGAUGAAAUAGUUGCCAUAAAGACGAUCAACAAGGAUGAAGUGAAGAAGCAUGGUAUGUUUGAGCAAGUCAAGAAGGAAAUAUCGGUUAUGAGGCUUGUCAAGCACCCGAACAUUGUUGAGCUUAAGGAAGUCAUGGCAACAAAGACUAAAAUAUACUUGGUCAUGGAGUAUGUUGGAGGAGGUGACUUGUACACUAAGAUUGUUUUGCGAGGUAAACUCGACGAAAAUAUUGCUAGAAAGUUCUUCCAACAGGUAAUCACUGCAGUUGAUUUUUGUCAUAGUCGCGGUGUUUGUCAUCGUGACCUUAAGCUAGAAAACAUAAUGGUAGACUCAAAUGGUGAAAAUGUGAAGAUUUGUGAUUUUGGGUUGGCUACUUAUCUUGGAGAGAAAGAAGAGAAUAAUUCUGAUGCUCUACUAUCUACUGCUUGUGGUGCAUUUGCUUAUAUGGCGCCGGAGAUCAUUCGAGGGGAGAAAUAUGAUGGGAAAUUGUCUGAUAUUUGGUCAUGUGGGGUGAUUUUGUAUGCUAUACUUGCUGGUUAUCCACCUUUCCAAGAUGAAAGUCGAACGAAAAUGUUAAGGAAGAUUAGGAUUUGUAAGUAUGAGUUUUCCUUAGGGUUUCCUGAGGAAGUUAAGGACUUGAUUAAGAAGAUUUUGGUGAAGAAUCCAAAGGAAAGAAUAAUGAUAUCGGAGAUAAUGACAAGUCCUUGGUUUAGGAGAGGAUUAAGUGGAUCAUAUGAAGGUGAUUCGAGUUUGUUUUGCUCCUCUCCUGAGUCUUCUUUCAAUGCCUUUGACUUCAUGUUAUGUAUGGCUUCGGGUUUAGACUUGUCCGGACUGUUUGAGGAUAAAAAGAGGAAACUUGGGUCGUUGUUCGUGACAAAGUGUUCGACUAAAGAAGUGUUAAAGAAAGUGGAGAAGAUGGCAGAAGGGUUGAAUUAUGAGGCAAGAAAAGAAAAGGAGUCAAGGGUGGUGUUGAAAGGUGGAGAAGUGGGUAGGAGAGGGAGGUUGGUGGUGAGUGUUGAAGUGUUUAUGGUAUUGCCGGAGGUUAAGGUGGUCGAGUUCUCGAAGAGGGGUGGUGAUCCUGUCGAGUACUUGAAGUUGAUGGAGGAACAAGUGAGGCCGGCAAUGAAGGAUGUAGCUUGGAAAUGGCAAGGAGAUUGGUCUCAUGGGAGGAAUACUGGUGGGAGUGAUAUUUUCCCUAGGUGGAAUUGGUGUUGGUUUGUGAAACCACAACUUUGAAAAUGUACAAUCUACACGAUUUGGAGCUAUAAUCUGUAAGAUUGAAACCCGCCUUUAGCCCUUUUACCUAUUUCGUAAUCUUUAUUUUUUUGUGGGAAUUAAAAAUUAAGAGUGAUGUUGAAUUAUCAGACGUAGUGACCACUAUAUAUAUGUUUAUUUAUCCAUUAUUCUAGCUACAUGUUUUGUUUAAGCUACAUUUGAGUUUGGAUUUGUGUAGUUAAUUUAGUUCAUUGAGUGAAAUCCUAAUUCUUUGUAUUUGACACCUAAAAGUGUCAUGUAUAUAUAAUGUUACGCAGCUAAUCAGCUACUAUUUGA